AUGACUAUAGUGGUCGUGGUGCCAAAAGAGAAAAUCACUUGGGAAUUCUUUCAAAGUGAAUUUAAAAAGAAAUACAUUGGUAAGAGGUAUCUUGAUAAAAAGAAGAGGGAAUUUCUUGAUUUACGACAAGGAAAUCGAUCAGUAACAGAAUACGAGAGGGAAUUCAUAUACCUCAGCAAGUAUGCCAAGGAAAUUGUAUCAACCGAGGAAGAGAUGUGCAUUCGGUUUGAGGAAGGGCUAAAUGAUGAAAUCAAAAUGAUGAUUGGGGGCACGGAAAUACAAGAAUUUGUUGUUUUAUUAGAUCGAGCUCAAAAAUUAGAAGAGGUAUAUAACAAAAAAAUGCAGAGAUACAAAAGAAGUAAAGAAUCUCAUAAGGGAAGUUCCUCCAAGUCAUUUUCAGUUGCACCUGCGAAAAAGUCCAAAGAUGAUUUCAGUUGA
Messenger RNA from Gossypium arboreum, 438 nucleotides. RefSeq lists its product as uncharacterized. The transcript has a single exon. The coding region runs from base 1 to 438 and encodes 145 amino acids. The record is from RefSeq and is a predicted model, not a curated record. NCBI's taxonomy places the organism in Eukaryota, Viridiplantae, Streptophyta, Magnoliopsida, Malvales, Malvaceae.